This is a messenger RNA of Fusarium poae, 357 nucleotides long. RefSeq lists its product as uncharacterized. The transcript has a single exon. Lineage: Eukaryota; Fungi; Ascomycota; Sordariomycetes; Hypocreales; Nectriaceae. The record is from RefSeq and is a predicted model, not a curated record. The coding region runs from base 1 to 357 and encodes 118 amino acids.
AUGCUACAACUUGCACCGCAAUGCAGAAACCGCGUCAUUGUUUUCAGAUAUGCCGACGUCACACACACGAUUCUACAAGAUUGCGUCAUGUUCACAAGCCGUAAGACGCGAGUUUACCCUAUAACAGUCAAGCACCGUCUCUCCACCAAGAAAGUAUACUGGAAUGGGCAGUUGCAAAAAGGAGGGGAAAACCAGAUUCAUUGGUAUCUGGCAAACCAGCAGAGCCAAGUGGAUGCCGAUAACCACCUAUCGCACAAGAGCUACGCAGACCUGCCAAACAGGCUGGAUGAUGGGCCGUGGUCACGCUUCAGCCCAACUACUGACGCUUAUAACUCGCAGCACCCGCAGCCACAGUAA